Messenger RNA from Ogataea philodendri, 1068 nucleotides. RefSeq lists its product as uncharacterized. Gene Ontology annotation, molecular function: protein binding; peptidyl-prolyl cis-trans isomerase activity. The transcript has a single exon. The record is from RefSeq and is a predicted model, not a curated record. Gene Ontology annotation, cellular component: intracellular membrane-bounded organelle. Gene Ontology annotation, biological process: protein folding; protein peptidyl-prolyl isomerization. The coding region runs from base 1 to 1068 and encodes 355 amino acids. NCBI's taxonomy places the organism in Eukaryota, Fungi, Ascomycota, Pichiomycetes, Pichiales, Pichiaceae.
AUGAGUCGGUCCCAAGUGUAUUUUGACGUUUCCAUUGGCGGUGAGACCGUUGGUCGUAUCGCCUUUGAGCUUUUCAAUGAUAUUGUUCCUAAAACAGCAGAGAACUUCCGCGCCUUGACCACGGGCGAGCCAGGGUUUGGAUACAAAGGAUCUAUUUUCCACCGUGUGAUCAAGAGCUUCAUGAUCCAGGGUGGUGACUUUACCAACUUCAAUGGUACCGGGGGCAAGUCCAUAUAUGGCGAGAAGUUUGAGGACGAGAACUUUGAGCUUAAACACGAUAAGCCGUUUUUGUUGUCUAUGGCCAACGCGGGCAAGAACACAAACGGAUCUCAAUUCUUCAUCACCACCGUUCCAACGCCGCAUCUUGACGGAAAACACGUUGUUUUCGGUAAGGUGAUUGCGGGAAAGUCGAUUGUCAAGCUGAUUGAGAACACAGAAACGGACUCUGGCGAUAAGCCUAAGCUCGAAUGCAAGAUUGAGGCCUGCGGUGAGCUCAAGCCUGGUGACCCAUUGAAACUCGACGACGGUACUGGCGACCCAUACGACGAACUUCUUGAGGACGAGCCAACGGUCGAUAUCAGUAAACCAGAGACCGUUUUCAAGGCUGUUGAUGAGAUCAAAGCCAUUGGAACCAAGUUCCUGAAACAAGGCGAUUUGAAAAUCGCAUUCGCCAAGUACAAGAAGGCUAUUUCGUACUUGGACUCUUACUUCCCAGACGACCUGUCGGAAGAGGACAUUGAGAAGCUUAAUAAACUGAAAUGCUCGUGCUACUUGAAUGCUUCAUUGGCAGCUUUGAAGACCAAAAAGGUUCCAGAAGCAAUCAAAUACGCUACUGAGGCAUUUGAGUCUGAGAACGCAGACGUUCAAGCCAAGGCCAAGGCGCUGUUCCGUCGUGGAAGCGCAAAGUUGGCUGGUCACAACGAGGAAGAUGCCAUUGCCGACUUCGAGCACGCUUCCAAACUUGUUCCUUCAGAUGGUGCAAUCAAGAGUUCUCUUGCCAACGCUAAAAAGGUGUUGAAAGACAGACUGGCGAAGGAACGUGCCGCAUACAGCAAAUUCUUCAACUAA